Myripristis murdjan (pinecone soldierfish) is the source of this 3493-nucleotide messenger RNA. It is a transcript of the gene flrt1b, whose product is annotated as fibronectin leucine rich transmembrane protein 1b. Gene Ontology annotation, molecular function: protein binding. NCBI's taxonomy places the organism in Eukaryota, Metazoa, Chordata, Actinopteri, Holocentriformes, Holocentridae. The record is from RefSeq and is a predicted model, not a curated record. The transcript is spliced from 2 exons. The coding region runs from base 512 to 2704 and encodes 730 amino acids.
GCCAUCAACCAUCUUCUGUGUGUCCGACUUGUUGGGUGUGGAGGUUUGGUUGCAGAAUUAGGCCUCUGGACGCUCACUGAAGAUGACUUGAUUUGGCAGGCCUAAAAGCCCCUUACAGAGAGAGAGAGAGAAAGAGAGAGAGAGAGAGAGACAGAGAGAGACAGAGAACUUGGCAGUGGGAACCACACAGAAACACACAAAUGUGGGUGGCAAGGUGGCUUUGAGCCAUGCUGGUGUUACACCGCUUGGAGCCCUGGAGUACAGGCUACCAUCAUCCUCAUCAUCAUUCACCCAAACUGAGGGAGAUACGGCAGUCCCAAGAAACGAGGCUACACUUCUGAAUGUUUUGAAAAGGACGAGGAAACUGCUCUAACACGCACAGAGAUCCACAACGACACCCUCAAUCACACAUACAGACACACAAAUACCCGGCACGAAUCCUUGAUCCAAGAGAAAUAAAGCUGCAGCGGACGUGAAAGGCACAGAAACUGAGCAGGAGCUGUAGAACACCAUGGCGGCUGAAAGUCUUGCUGAACUCCGCGAUUGGCUUUUCCUGCUCCUCCUGUGCCUCACCUUAUUGGCUGAGAUGCUGGAGCUGGCGGCAGCGGCAAUUGCCAUGGAGACGGGUGACGGGGAUGAAGGCAUCGUGUGUCCCUCGGUGUGCCGCUGCGAUGAGGGCUUUGUCUAUUGCAAUGACCGUGGCCUCAGCAUAAUUCCCCCACUACCGUUAACAGCUGCUAUCCUCUACUUGCAGAGCAACCGGCUGAGCAACGCCGGACUGCCUCCCUCACUGGAACGCAGCAGUUCCAUACGGGUGGUUUACCUGUAUGCCAACCAGUUGGAUGAAUUCCCUAUACAUCUUCCGCCUUCAUUACGGGAGCUCCACUUACAGGACAAUAAUAUACGAACGUUACCCCGCUCCUCCCUAGCCAAGUUACCGUUGCUAGAACGUUUACACCUGGACGAUAACUCUAUAUCCACAGUUAGCAUCCAGGAGCGAGCAUUUUCUGGGACUCCACGGCUGCGCCUGCUGUUUCUCUCACGAAACCACCUGUCCAGCAUCCCUGCUGGCCUGCCAGCAUCCUUGGAAGAGCUGCGUCUGGACGACAACCGGAUAAGCACCAUUCCCACGCAUGCCUUCCGAGGGCUUUCCUCCCUCCGACGCCUGGUCCUGGAUGGGAACCUGCUGGCCAAUACACGCAUCGCAGAUGACACCUUCUCCCGUCUGUCCAACUUAACCGAGCUUUCACUGGUUCGGAAUGCCCUGCAGGCCCCGCCAGUCAACUUGCCUUCAGCUCACCUCAUGCGACUUCAUUUGCAGGAUAAUGGAAUGACCCACAUGCCGAGGGGGGCGCUGGAUGGCAUGCGGCGACUCCAGAGGUUAGACCUGUCUGGUAACAACCUGACCAGCCUCCCACGGGGUCUUCUGAAGGAUACAGAGAGUCUGGAGCUGCUGCUGUUGCGAGGAAAUCCCUGGUAUUGUGGCUGCAACCUUCGCUGGCUUCAUGCCUGGCUGCAUGGCCGAGGGGCUGCGGUGACAGUCAGGGGUCUGACCUGCCAGGGGCCUGAGGCUGUACGGGGCCAGGCUCUGAGAGACCUGACUGGGCUGAUGGAGCAGUGUGAGGGACCACCCACUGGACCUGGUGUUGGGGUGGGGGCGAUUCCUGUAGAAAAAGGCGGAGAUGGUGGUGGAGGGGGGCAAGCAGUGGCUGCAGCCCCCCAUGGCAGCACCACCACCACCUCCCUUCUGGUUCCCACCCAAGGUUCACUCUUCACCUUGCGGGCCAAGCGGCCAGGCCUAGUGAUGCCUCUGCCUCCAGGGGAAGGGGGGCAGGUAUCUGGGGAGGCCCUGGAGCUGACUGUAAAACCCCUCUCCCCAGACAGUGUGCUGGUAACAUGGCUAUGCCCGAGACCAGCGCCCUCCUUCCGCUUGUCAUGGUUGAGGCUGGGCAGCAGUGCGGCCCUCGGUUCCAUUACAGAGACCCUAGUUCCUGGAGAGAGGCAGCAGUACCUCCUUACCCAGCUCACUCCACGUUCCCAUUACCUCAUCUGCCUGCUGCCAUUACGACAGGACCCCUCAAUCGGGGGAGCCAGCGCAAGCUCGUCUCGCAUUGGCAGCACGGACAUGGACAGUAAAGACUCAGCCCCGGCCUGUGCUCAGAUCGAGACCGGAGAGGCUCUGGUCAGCACAGGAGGGGAGGGGUCGGACAAGGAGGGGCAGGACUCAGAGAUAACAGUGCUGCCAUUGGCUGGGAUCAUAGGGGGAGCCACAGCAUUGGUCAGCCUGCUGUUGAUCUUCGGCAUCUUCUGCUGGUAUGGACAGAGGGCAGGUUACAUGUCGGGAGACUCCGGCUCGUACAGCAGGGGUAGAGGUGGAAAACACUAUGAUGACUAUGUGGAGUCGGGCACAAAGAAGGACACUUCAAUCUUAGAGAUCAGGGCCCCUCCUGCAGGUUUCCAGAUGACAGCCAUGGCCCAUCAACCCCUGCAGCCUAAGCUGGAGGAUGUUACCUACAUCCAUACCAUAUUUCCCUCCUCCUCCUCCUCUUCCUCCCAUGCCAACGGGACCUAUCGGAGCAGCCAUGGAGCCAGCAGUCUUAACGGCACCAUCCUCAGCCAAACCGGCCACCACCACGUCAGUUAUGGUACCAACCGUGGUUACCGAGAGGGUGGCAUCCCCGACAUAGACUAUGCCUAUACGUGAUGAUACAGGGACACACUCCCUGAGCCACCGCUGCCAGGCGCCAUUUCUAAGGAUGACGACCCCUUGGCCAGUGGCCAUUUUGUCCUUGGUUUCCAAAGUACCCUCUGUGCCUCUGCUGGUUCAAUUCUGAUUGGUUUGCUAAGUAGAGAAGACUGAUUUCAGUUAUGUUGAUUGGACAUUGCAACUGAGUGACAAAAGUAACAGUCAGUCCUACUAUACUAUAUGAUACUGCUGUAUAUUACAUUAUACAGUAGACCUGUGUUUCAGUGCUACUUAUGGUUAUAAAUGGUUACGUUUUCUCUUUUGGAUAUCUCAAUGUCUUUCAAACCUACCAUUCUUCUCAGCUCAUAAUAAUACACAGUAACUUAUUUGAGGUUGAUAUACUAGGCUUAGCUGAUUUAGCAGGAGAUAUAUUUAUAUUAUGAGGAAACGGCUCUUGAUGUGUAUAGAGAUAGCUCUCUCAUAUCUUCCAAACAACUGUAUGCUCUGUGCUGUAUAGAUAAAGGGAUGACAGAGAGAAAAAUUGAUGGUUGUUAUAACCCACAUAUGACAAUGCAUCAUGGUUGACAUGAAAAGAUGUGUUCCUAGGCCCCUUCCUUUCCUCUGGUCUUCUCCCCUCCUUUUUAAUUCACUACCCCGCACCCCCACCCUUUUUUUGGCUGAGGCUCUUUCCUUUUAUUUCUCUCGUGUCUUUUGUGGUGCCGUGAGCACAGGACGACUUUGUUCUCACCAAGGGAGCUGACAGCAGUGAUAACAGUUCUGACAGAGAUGGGAGACACAGACCACAGU